UGGCCAUGUUAAUUAGAUAAUUGAUUACAGGUAGUUGCUUGUUUGUACCUCGUGCUCUGACGCAAAUGCUUCCCCCGACUUUCUCCACUCAACUCCUCCCAAAAAAUAUUGCUGUCGGUGGUUAGUAGCUAGCUAGCAAAAAGAGUAUGCGCCAAAGUGGUUUUGUUUACAAAUUAGGCAUGGCCCAAAGUAUUGAAGGUGACAAGCACAGAUGCAAGAUUCACCAGGACAACGAUGAUGUGGUCAUGCACGAACCUGAAUGCAGCGGCAUACUGGAACUAGAUUCUUUAGAAUCAUCUGAGGAAUCUAAAGAAGAAACCAUUGUAAAGUGUUCUGCAAAGCCAGAGGUUGUAGUCCCAGCCAAUGCAGCCAUAGAGCUGGAAAGGAGGAUUGAGGAGAUGAGGAGGAGAAACGAGGCUUUGCUGGAGCGGUUCAAUGAAGUUGAGGAGGACAGGAGAAGGGCCGAGCGUAGGGGGGCAGCCCUGCUGCCCAAAAGCACCAAACUGGUCAAAACCAGUUAUUCAGCUCAUACUGCUGAUGUGUCGGAGCAGUGGGAGAGCCUCACCAUCACUGUAAUGAACCAGAAGGACUCCCGUUCGGUGGCAAAGCGGUCUGAACGAGGCAGAAGGCAGCCCAAAUCACGGAGGAUGGACGACCGCCUGGAAAAGAGAUGUGAGGAGGAGGAGAAGAACAUUUUGGAGGAAAGGCAGCUGAUAAUCUGCACUAUAGACAACGGCGAGGAUGCAGGAGGCUACUGCACAGACUACAGUGGCUCCACGUCGGACGUGGAGAGGCGAGAGUACCUACGCUGGAAGAAGAGACGCAACCGCUCGAUGGUGGAACUGCUCGACCAACACCAGGACGACCUGGCAGUACACCGCCAGAGCAGCAGGGAGCAGGUGGAACUGCUCAACCAGGAUGACCUGGCAGUACACCUCCAGAGCAGCAGGGAGCAGCGUAGGAAGGCCCGGUAGCUGGACAAUUACAUAAUUCUCAUUUUCUGUAAAAGAGGCUUGUUCUAAGUCAACCACUGUUUUGUAUUUGUGCAUGUUAACUGGCGUAUUGCACUUUAUAUUUUGAUAUUUGCACUGUGAAUGUUCAAUUUUUCUGUACUUUAUAAACAAUCUGUAAAACGAGCAACCACAAGCUUUGUUUUUGUCCCUUUCCUCACACUUGCAAGUUGGCUUUCUGUCAGAGAUACUUAGAGGGAGAAUAAAGAACACUCAAUGUAA
Molecule: messenger RNA, 1232 nt
Organism: Coregonus clupeaformis (lake whitefish)
Lineage: Eukaryota; Metazoa; Chordata; Actinopteri; Salmoniformes; Salmonidae
Product: coiled-coil domain-containing protein 9
Exons: 6
Coding region: 147-974 (275 amino acids)
Source: RefSeq, a predicted model, not a curated record